AUGCCGUCUCCAGAGGCAUCCCCAUCAUCGCCGGCAGAUGCUCCAGGCACAACAACCCACGCACCACCUGCUGCUGCUGCUGCUGCUGCUGCUGCUGCCGCUGCCGCUGCUGGCACCGAGUCUGAGUCUGCUGCCGUCCAUGGCGCUUCGCUGCUCAUCAUCCUGCAGAUCGCCUCGCGCGCCCUCACCUUUCUCGCCAACCAGCUCCUCCUGCGCUAUCUGACCGCUGCGCUCCUCGGCCUGUCUGCCCAGCUCGAGGUCUACUACCUCUCCGUCCUCUUCUUCGCCCGCGAGAGCCUGCGCGUCGCCAUCCAACGCCAGAGCCCCUCGAGCGCCCGCUCCAACACCCCCAUCCACCAGGCCGUCGUCAACCUAGGCUACCUCGCCGUCAUCCUCGGAUGCUUCGUCUCGGUUGGCUUGGGCGCCCUUUACCUGUCCUCUGUGGAGCAGGCCACCCUCGAGACGCCUUAUUUUGUCCUGUCCCUCCGCAUCUAUGGUGCCGCCGCCAUCAUCGAGCUGCUCGCUGAGCCCAUCUUCGUGCUGAUGCAGACGCGUCUCCAGUUCCGCACCCGCGCCAGCGCCGAGUCCAUCGCCACCUUCCUGCGGUGCAUCGUCACCUUUGCCGCCGCGCUUUCUGCCUCCCGGUCCGGCUUGCAGCUUGGCGUCCUUCCCUUCGCCCUCGGCCAGCUCGCCUAUGGCCUUGCCCUCCUGCUCGUCUACCUGGGCGCCGGCGUCCGUCUCGCCUCGACCGCCGAGACGGGCAACAGCUUCUCGCUGCUGCCGCGUACACUCACCACCGAGGACGGGUCAGGCGCCGACUAUGUCUGGUCGGCGACACCUUUCUCGUAUCCAUCCUGUCGACGCCCCAGGCCCAGGGCGUCUACGCUCUGGCCAACAACUACGGCGGUCUGCUCGCGCGCCUCGUCUUCCAGCCCGUCGAGGAGAACAGCCGCAGCUACUUCAGCCGGCUCCUCUCGGCGGCGCCAACGACGUCUUCGGAUACAUCUGCCGAAAAUGCCGCACAGGCGUCCCCGGCCUCAAAACAAAAAGUCUUGCUGA
Molecule: messenger RNA, 1059 nt
Organism: Verticillium dahliae VdLs.17
Lineage: Eukaryota; Fungi; Ascomycota; Sordariomycetes; Glomerellales; Plectosphaerellaceae
Product: oligosaccharide translocation protein RFT1
Exons: 2
Coding region: 1-1059 (352 amino acids)
Biological process (GO): dolichol-linked oligosaccharide biosynthetic process; glycolipid translocation
Cellular component (GO): endoplasmic reticulum membrane
Source: RefSeq, a predicted model, not a curated record